Molecule: messenger RNA, 4013 nt
Organism: Bacillus rossius redtenbacheri
Lineage: Eukaryota; Metazoa; Arthropoda; Insecta; Phasmatodea; Bacillidae
Product: NPC intracellular cholesterol transporter 1 homolog 1b-like
Exons: 24
Coding region: 20-3871 (1283 amino acids)
Biological process (GO): cholesterol homeostasis; intestinal cholesterol absorption
Cellular component (GO): plasma membrane
Molecular function (GO): lipid carrier activity; cholesterol binding
Source: RefSeq, a predicted model, not a curated record
UGAAAUCCAGAGGGCAAAAAUGAUAACAAAAUUUUUUCUUCGUUGUGCCAUUUUCUACAGUAUUAUUUUUACACUCCAGUCUGUGCAGGGCAGCGAAGAGGACGGGCACUGCGUGUGGUACGGGCAGUGCAACUACGACAGCUCCCGCCAGAAGUACCAGAACUGCUUCUACAACGGCACGGCCCGCCCGCUCGCCGACGAAUCCGGCCUGAAGCUGCUGAGGAAGCGAUGUCCCCAUCUGGCGGCAGGCGAUGCGCCGCGCACGUGCUGCAGCCCGCAGCAGCUGCGGACCCUGGACACGAGCGUGGGGCAGGCGCAGACGCUGAUGAAGCGCUGCAACACGUGCUACCGCAACCUGCUGCGCCACCUCUGCGACCUGUCCUGCAGCCCGCGCCAGAGCCGCUUCAUGGAGCCCGCCGCGGUGCUGCCCGCGGGUGCCCCCGUCGACAGUGACCAGUUCGCCAGCCAGCUGACCCAGUACAUAGGCGAAGUGAACGUGUACCUGAGCAGCGAGUAUGCGCACGGAACCUACAACUCGUGCAGUGAAGUCUCGCUGGUUUCGUCGGGGGGGAAGGUGGUCGACGUCAUGUGCAUCAACAACGGGAUCACCGGCUGCUCGGCUGAAAGGUUUUUCGGCUACAUGGGCAGUUUGAAGGACGAUAUCUUGGCGCCCUUCCAGAUGAACUACAUCCUGGGGGACACCGCCCCAAGCGGGGUCACCCCUUACAACGAGAAGGCUGUGCCCUGCAACUCGGCCUAUGACAACUCCAGCCGGCCGUGCAACUGCAUGGACUGCUCCGCCAGCUGCCAGACGGGCGGCGGCGGGCCCGCCUCCUUCGCCGCCGCCGACAGCCGGUUCCUGGUGCUGGGGGCCGACGGCGUGCUGGUGGUCGCGUGCCUCGCCCUCGCGCUGCUGUCCUCGCUGUUCGUGCUCGCCGAGUGCCUGCUGCGGAGGAGGGCGCGCCGAGACGCUGCAGUCGGCACACAGAUGCAUUCAGAAGGUAGCUGCGGCAUCAAACUAUACAACAGGCUGAACUACAAAUUCGAGAAAGCUUUGGAAAAGGGCUUCCAGAAAUGGGGAACAGCCGUGGCGGCCAGGCCGUGGCUCGUGCUGAACCUCACCGCCUGGCUGGUGGUGGCGCUGGGGAUGGGCGCGCUCCGCCUGCGGGUCACCACGGAGCCCGUCGAGAUCUGGUCGGCCGAGCAGAGCGCCACCAGGACGCAGAAGAACUACUUCGACCAGCACUUCCGGCCCUUCUACCGCACCGAGCAGGUCUUCCUCAAGCCCGUGGGGCUGCAGCCGUUCCAACACAACGCCAGCAACGGCGAGACGGUUACGUUUGGUCCGGCGUUCCAUAAAAAGUUCCUUUUGGUUGUGUAUGAUCUGGAGCAGAAAAUAAGACAGAUCGGGCAGGAGGACGGCAGCGGCCUGGAGAGGAUCUGCUACGCCCCUCUGGUGCUGGACGGCAAGCCGACCCUGACGGACUGCACGGUGCAGAGCGUCUGGGGGUACCUCAAGUACGACCUCUCCUACCUCAACAGCACCACGACCAACUACCUCGACAGACUCAACUCAUGCAUGAAGAGCAGCUACGACAUGCAGUGCCUGGCGCCGUACGGCGGGCCCGUGGAGCCCGGCCUAGCCGUCGGCGGCUACCUGAAGCUGGGGGGCGCCUCUGGCUACAGCCUGGCCACGGGGCUGUCGCUAACCUUCCUCGUCGACAACUACGUCAACACGUCCAAGCUGGGGCCGGCCAAGCUGUGGGAGGAGAGGUUCAUCGCCUUCAUGAAGAACUGGUCCGCCACGGAGAUGCCCGACUUCGUGUCGGUGGCCUUCUCGUCGGAGCGGUCCAUCCAGGACGAGAUAGAGAGGGAGUCUCUGGGAGAGCUGUCCACGGUCGUCGUCAGCUACCUGGUCAUGUUCCUGUACAUCUCGCUCACCCUGGGGCGCGUGCGCUCCUUCAGGACCUUGCUGCUGGACAGCAAGAUGACCCUCGGGGUGGGCGGCAUCGCGAUCGUGCUGAUCGCCGUGAUCUGCUCCAUCGGGCUGCUGGGGUACAUCGGCGUCGUCACCACCCUGCUCACCAUCGAGGUGGUGCCGUUCCUGACGCUGGCCGUCGGCGUGGACAACAUAUUCAUCAUGGUGCAGACGCACCAGCGGGAGGGGCGGCGCCCCGGGGAGAGCCACGCCGACCACGUGGGCCGCACGCUGGGCAAGGUCGGCCCCAGCAUGCUGCUGACGGGGCUGUCCGAGUGCGCCUGCUUCGGCAUCGGAGCCUUGUCGUCCAUGCCGGCCGUCCACACGUUCGCCCUGUACGCCACGCUGGCGCUGCUGUUCGACCUGCUGUUCCAGCUGUCCAGCUUCGUGGCGCUGCUGGCGCUGGACGACCGGAGGCAGGCGGCGAACCGCCUGGACCUGCUGUGCCUGAAGUCGUCGAAGACGGCGGAGGAGACCAGCUCGCCGGGCCUGCUGUACGCCGUGUUCCGCGACCACUACGUGCCGCUGCUCCUGAGGCCGGCGGUCCGCCCCGCCGUGGUGCUGGUGUUCCUGCUGUGGCUGUGCUCCAGCGCGGCGCUCGUGCCGCACCUCGAGGUGGGCCUGGACCAGCAGCUGGCCAUGCCCACCGACUCCUUCGUCAUCAAGUACUUCCAGUACAUGGACGACCUGCUGUCCAUGGGGCCGCCGGUGUACUUCGUGGUGAGGGGCGACGUGAACUACAGCAGCGCCGCGGCCCAGAACACGCUGUGCGGCUCGGCGGGCUGCAACUCCGACUCGCUGAGCGCCCAGCUCUACCGCGCCUCCCAGCAGUCCUCCGAGACUUACAUUAUUCGGACGGCGUCUUCUUGGUUGGAUAAUUUUUUCGAUUGGUCCAACUACGAGGGAUGCUGCAUGGCGUCCACAGCACAUGGUUCAUUUUGUGAUCCUUCUGGAAACUUAGAGAACUGCGUGGUGUGCGCGGAAGAGCGGCCCAACGCCACGACGCUGGAGCGGUUCCUGCCGGACUUCCUUCUGACCAACCCGGGCCAGGCGUGUCCCAAGGGCGGUCACGGCCAGGACUCCGUGAGCAUGAACUACGUGCUGGAUGAGAACGGACUAGCUCACAUAACAGACAGUUACUACAGUACCUUUCACGUGACCCUGAAGACCUCGAAAGACUACUACACGGCUCUGAAGAUGGCGCGGGUCGUGGCUGCCAACAUCACAAAGAUGCUUAAUUCUUACAUCAAGCCCAAGGAACCUAUUGAAGUAUUCCCGUACAGCGUGUUCUACGUGUUCUACGAGCAGUACCUGACGAUCUGGGCGGACGCCUUCGCCUCCAUAUCCCUGUCGCUGCUCGCCGUGUUCGCGUGCACGCUGCUCGUCACGGGCUUCGACGUCUUCUCGUCGCUGCUGGUGCUGCUGCUGGUGGCCAUGGUGGUCACCAACCUGGCGGGCUUCAUGUUCUGGUGGCAGAUCAACCUGAACGCGGUGUCGCUCGUCAACCUGGUCAUGUGCGUUGGGAUCGCGGUGGAGUUCUGCAGCCACACAGUGCACGCCUUCACGUUAUCCACGCAGAAGACGCGUCUGAACAGAGCAGCAGACGCUCUCACCAACAUCGGCAGCUCGGUGCUGUCCGGCAUCACGCUGACCAAGUUCGCGGGCAUCGUCGUCCUGGCGUUCGCCAAGUCGCAGAUCUUCCAGGUGUUCUACUUCCGCAUGUACCUGGGCAUCGUGCUGAUCGGCGCGGCGCACGGGCUGGUGUUGCUGCCCGUCGUGCUCAGCUACGCAGGUCCUCCAUGUAAUCCAUUGAGGACCAAACCAGAGGUCACCGCGAAUGGGACGAACCACACGAAACCAACUACUACUACGGAUGUCCGAAAUGAAGACUGAAAAUAAUAAUGACAAAAAUAUUUGUGGUGUUAAUACGUUGCAUGAAUAAACUUCCUUUUUUGCAUAUUUUAUUUUCAAAUAAUUUCAAAAGUUUUAUGCUGUGGACACACUAACGCUUUGUUGAAUCACCUGAAGCAGUUAG